AGCGCGGCGCUGGAGAAAAGUAGACGGGAGGUUCCUCCGACCCGCACGAGGCAGCCGGGCGGCGCCGUUACCCGCCGGCGGCUCGGAGCGAGCCGAGCUGCAGGAAAACAAGCGCGCCAUACCACCAUGAUCCCUCUGGAGAAGACUGGCGCCGGCGACUCCUCCCCGGCCGCCGCCUCGGGCCCAGCUGUCCGGGGUGCGAGCGUGCUGCGCCGGCCGCCGCCGCAGGUCCGCGGGCUGCUGACCGAGAUCCGCGCAGCCUUGCGCAUCGAGCCCUUUCAGGACGCCUACACCCUAAGCCCUGGCCGGGAGCUGGGCAGGGGGAAAUUUGCAGUGGUGAGGAAAUGUAUAAAAAAAGAUUCUGGAAAAGAAUUUGCAGCCAAGUUCAUGAGAAAAAGAAGAAAAGGCCAAGAUUGUCGGAUGGAAAUAAUUCAUGAAAUUGCUGUACUUGAACUAGCACAGGACAAUCCUUGGGUCAUUAAUUUACAUGAAGUCUAUGAGACGCCAUCAGAAAUGAUCUUAGUUCUGGAAUAUGCUGCUGGAGGUGAAAUCUUUGACCAGUGUGUUGCAGACAGGGACGAAGCCUUUAAAGAAAAAGAUGUUCGAAGACUCAUGAGGCAGAUUUUAGAAGGUGUUCACUUUCUACAUACUCAUGAUGUAGUUCAUCUGGAUUUGAAGCCUCAAAAUAUUUUGCUGACAAGUGACUCUCCAUUGGGUGACAUUAAGAUCGUUGAUUUUGGCCUUUCAAGAAUAAUGAAGAACAGUGAAGAGCUCAGAGAAAUUAUGGGAACUCCUGAGUAUGUGGCUCCUGAAAUUCUUAGUUACGAUCCUAUCAGCAUGGCAACGGAUAUGUGGAGCAUCGGAGUGUUAACGUACGUCAUGCUUACGGGGAUAUCGCCCUUCUUAGGGGAUAACAAACAAGAAACAUUCUUGAACAUCUCACAGAUGAAUUUAAGUUUUUCUGAGGAAGAAUUUGAUGUUGUGUCAGAGUCAGCUAUUGACUUCAUCAAGGCACUUUUAGUUAAAAAACCUGAAGAUCGAGCCACCGCUGAAGAAUGUCUGAAACAUCCAUGGUUAACACUGAGCAGUAUUCAAGGUCCUUCUCUCAGGGUGAAAGGUGCAUUAGAAGAAGCACAUGGCCUCCAAGAAGGUGAUUCUGUGCCUGAAAUUAACUCAGAUACUGAGAAACCAGAAACCGAGGAAACAGUUCUAACAGAGGAGUUAAUUGUAGUUACUUCAUAUACUUUAGGGCAAUGCAGACAGUCUGAAAAAGAGAAAACGGAGCAAAAGGCCAUUUCCAAACGAUUUAAAUUUGAAGAACCUUUGCUGCAAGAAAUUCCAGGAGAAUUUAUCUACUGAGCAGUAUUUCCCUCUAGAACUUAAUUUUCCUACAUUGAAAAUGUUAAUAUUAUUUAUGGACCUCUGGCCAAAUGAUAAACAUGUACUGAAAGUAGAUAACCAGGUGUCACUGAUAUAAACUAAAGUAACUUUGUCAAACUUACGGAGUUAGGCGAAUCAAGCCAGAUUCAUUAAGUUGCCAACCAGGUUGUUUAACAGGUAAAGUUAUCUGUUUCAAUGUUACUUGUGAGAACGGAAACAUUUGCACCUUUUAAUUCUACAUCCUGUUUGUCCAGAUUGAGAGUUUGUGUGCAAAGUUAUUUGUAUAUACACGCUUUCUUCAAAAAUCCAGUAAAAGUGCCAAAAUUACAUCUUUGUCAAUCUAUUUUGCAUUAUUCAUAUGUGUAUCUAUGUGUGCAUAUAUAUAUGUUGAUAUCUUUACUGAAAUUGAUACUUUUUCACUUUGGAUUUUGUGUGUGUGUAAGAGAUUUUAAUUUAAAUAGAAGUCUUCCAAAUUUUUGAGACCUAGAAUAACAUCCAUUAUAAUGUCUUAAUUUUGUAUUUUAUUAUGGCUUUAUAUUGACUUGAUUUGGCUUCUGUUAUCUUUUUUGUCUGAUGCUUGUAACCUGUCAGGGAAAAACCCUGGCUAAUUUGUUUUUCUCCCUCAGUACCACUAGUAGGAGAGGUGGUGAUUUUUCACCUCUGAAAUUAUUCUGGGUUUCAAAGUCAUGGUUAAGUAACCUUACAAUGUUAAACCAGUGUCAGUUUUUCAGCCAUUUCCCUCACACCAUGCUCAUCUACUUUCACGGGCUACACCCCUGCCACCUCCUCACCCCUCCCACAUAUUUGUCCCUUACUUUUGGGCACUUGCCGGUGUCACUGUGAUCUGAUCAAUACUAUGGUUGCUUUGAUCAGUGAAAAGACCGCAUGUUUUUGUCCCAAAGUCAGAGCAG
This is a messenger RNA of Trichechus manatus latirostris (Florida manatee), 2291 nucleotides long. RefSeq names its product serine/threonine kinase 17a (gene STK17A). NCBI's taxonomy places the organism in Eukaryota, Metazoa, Chordata, Mammalia, Sirenia, Trichechidae. Gene Ontology annotation, cellular component: nucleus. The transcript is spliced from 7 exons. The coding region runs from base 127 to 1359 and encodes 410 amino acids. Gene Ontology annotation, biological process: protein phosphorylation; intracellular signal transduction; positive regulation of apoptotic process. Gene Ontology annotation, molecular function: ATP binding; protein serine/threonine kinase activity. The record is from RefSeq and is a predicted model, not a curated record.